AUGACACUGCCCGGAAGGCUGACCGCCCCCGUCACAGCCCCCGGAUGCCAACAGGAGACCGAAUGCCGCCACCAUGGGGUCGUCGGAACCACCUUCCAGGAACUGGUGGUGGCCCAGAAGGCGCUCCCCAAUCGUUCCUGGCUGAAGCCCCGAGACGAUGCCCGGGGGCUGCGGGCAAGCUCCCCGUGGCACCGAUGGGCAGACCGAGUUGGCAGAGAGGAGGGGACCUACCCCAGGUGGCCCGCAGGUGGGGCCGAGGGCCGGGCUGGGAUUGGACCACGCUGGCCCCCACCCAAGCCUGCUCCUCCAGUCCCCACCGUGGGCAGGUGCCCCCCGGGCCCGCGACGCAAGGAGGACUUUGUACGGGUCCUGGCUGGGAUUGUGCCGGAGUGGUCAGAUUCAGCUUCAGCCAGGAGCCUUGCCUCCUGCCACCCUUAUGGGCCUCAGUUUCCCCCUCUGGCAACAGGAACCAUAUCACCCACCAGGCCAAGCUACGGAAGACAGCGAGGGCCUCGAGGGAAAGAAAAUAACAACUCCAGGACUUGCGAGUCCCCCAGGAACACAGCCCACCGGGCCCAGGCUGGGCUCGUCUCCACAGUGAUGGCUGGCGUGGGGGAGCGGCAGUCUCAGGGUUACGCCCUGGCCCUGCUGGGGAGGGGGGGUGCUGCUGACAUGGAAUCCCGGACGCCCUCUCCUCCAGCUCCUGCUCCGGGAGGCAGCUGGCAGGGUGGGGGGGGGGAGCCCAGCGGGCCUCCCGCUGCCUUGGUGUGGGGGGGGGGGGAGUUGCCUGCCUCCCCCUGCCGCGCCACCAACUCCCGGCUUCAUUCCCCCAAACAUUUCGGGGGCGCCCACCGAGUGCCCAGGCCUGGCUGGACAGCACCCUGCUACUGCAGCUCCCCCCCCACCCUGGACUGGGGCUCCCCCACCCCCACCCCACCUCCAGCGCUUCCCAGGAACCCGCAGAGGCUUGGGCCCUUCGGGGUGCACCGGCUCCCCGGCUCGGCUCAGCCCCCCGCCUGGUUCCCAGGCCCGGGCUGGUGGGGGGCGGCGGGAGAGAGGGAGCCGGAUCCCCCCAGCUCUCCCCCUCCCCUGCCCCGCUCUGGAGUCGCACGUGGUGGUGGCGUCAAGGGGAAGGGAGAGGGGAGGGGGGUCCGGGCCAGAGGAGACGGGGUCACGCGCUCUGGGGGGCGGCCCACGCCCCGCGUCCCCCGGCGGAGCGGGACCCGGCGGCCGCGCGGGCAGGACGAGGGGCCGGGCCGGUCCCCCCACCCGGGGCUGAGUCAGGCCCGGGGCGGGGGCAGGAAGCGGCCCCCUCCCCCGCCCCGACCGCAGCGCGCGGCCCCCGCCCCGGCCCGCGGGGGCCCCCUGGGCGCCGCCCGCGCGGGGGGCUCCUACCUCCUUCCCGGGGCAGCGGCGAGGGGGCCCGGGGCCCCGGCGGCGGCGGUGGCGGCGGCUGCGGCUGGGCUGGCUCCCUCCGAGGGGCCGGGAGGCGGCAGUGAGCCUGGCCCCGCGCCACCCCCCGCCGCCGGCGGCCAAUCCCCACCCGGGCUGGGGGGAGGGCGAUGCAAAUUACCCCGGAUCUGGGUCCGCCCGCCCGCCUCCCCCACGCCCGGGCCCGGCCCGCACCAGGCCGCGCAUCCCCGGGCUCGCCUGCGCCGCGUGGCCGCCCGGGCCGCCGCCCUCCCCGGGGAGCGCCGGGAGGCCGACCCCCCCGGCACCACCCUCACCCCAAACCCGGGGCGGGGGGCCGAGGGGAGCCGGGGGGUGCUGGGGACGGUUACACAACCAGGCGGGGAGGGGCCCCGGGGCGGGGAGGGGGGCCGGGCCGCGGGCCGCGCAGCCGGAAGCCGGGGACCGCCACCGGCCCCCGGCGAGGGGAGCCCGGCUCCACGCCCCGCCCCCGCGGCCGCCGGCCCCGCCCCCGCGCCGCGCCGCGCGAUCGGCCCGCGCCCAUUGGCUCGCCGGCCCGCCGCUCACCGCCCCUCCUCCGCAGCGCUCCUCCCCGCGGGCCGCGGAGGGCCGCCGGCGCGGGGCGUCCUGGGACUUGGAGUCCGAGCCGCCUGCCACCUGCCCGGCGCCGGCGGCGGGGGGACUACGCAGCCCAGAAGCCCCCGCGGCCCGCCCGCCCACCCGGACACCCCACCCCUUCCCCCUCCUUUGCAAAGCCCCCCUCCCUGUUUUUUCAGCCCCCUCCCCCAUGGAGCUCAAUCCUGGCGGACUCCAACACCCGCUUCCCCUCCCCCGCUCCCCGCGCGCCUGGGAGCCCCGAAAAGCCAUGCACCCGGGUGGAGGGGGGAGGGUGCUGGCGCCCAAACCCAUGCUCUUCGCCCCCUGAGCCCUCCGCUCCCGGGCGGCGCCCCCUGCCCGCGCUCGGGACCCGGGGCGCCUCCAGCCUCCCGGCAGCUGCCAAGCACCCCCUCCUCUCAAACUUGGGGAACGUCCCCGGCUCCCCGGGUCUCCGCGGCCCGAGCGGCCAGGGGUGGGCGCAGCGCCCCCGGCCUGUCCCCGCCCUGCAGCCGGUCCUGGGUGGGGGCUAAGGUGGGGCGGGGGGGCCCGCGCCGGGCGCUCACUUACCUCGCGGGGCCGGGCCGGGGCCGGGGCCCGGAGUUGGCUCUGGGCUCCUGGCCGCUCGCUCGCUCGCUCCGGGGUCCGCGGCGCUCGCUCUGCCCCCCCACCCGGCGCUCGCGCUCCCCUCGCCCGCGCUCCCUCGCUCCGGCGGCGGCGGCGUCACUGCCCCUACAGUAA
Messenger RNA from Choloepus didactylus (southern two-toed sloth), 2745 nucleotides. RefSeq names its product basic proline-rich protein-like. The record is from RefSeq and is a predicted model, not a curated record. Bases 1 to 2745 code for a protein of 914 amino acids. The transcript has 7 exons. Lineage: Eukaryota; Metazoa; Chordata; Mammalia; Pilosa; Megalonychidae.